AUGGUUACCCUUUUGAAAUUGCUGUCUCUUUUGGUGUUUCUUUUGAUACCUGUUUCAUCCCAGGUCGACCAGGUUCUGUUUGCUGGAUUCAAGGAUGUGGGUGCCAGCAAUCUCACAUUGAAUGGGGUGGCUGAAAUAGAGCAAAAUGGAAUACUCAAGUUGACAAAUGAAACCAGCAGGUUAAUGGGUCAUGCUUUUUACCCGUCUCCUUUUCAGAUGAGGAACUCAACCACAGGUAAAGUUGUCUCCUUUUCUUCCUCGUUUGCUCUGGCUAUUGUCCCUGAGUACCCCAAGUUAGGUGGCCAUGGCUUGGCUUUCGCAAUAACAACUUCUAAGGAUCUCAAGGCUCUUCCUAGCCAGUACCUUGGCCUUCUUAAUUCCAGUGAUAAUGGUAACUUCUCCAACCACAUCUUUGCUGUUGAGUUUGACACUGUGCAAGACUUUGAAUUUGAGGACAUUAAUGACAACCAUGUUGGAAUAGACAUCAAUAGUAUGCAGUCCAAUAAAUCUGCUAAUGUUAGUUUGGUGGGUCUCAAUCUCAAAAGUGGAAAACCGAUUCUAGCUUGGGUUGAUUAUGAUUCUCAAUUGAAUGUUAUCAGCGUUGCACUUUCUCCAAAUUCAUCCAAACCCGAAACUCCAAUCUUGUCCUUUAAUGUGGAUCUCUCACCCGUUUUUCAUGACACUAUGUAUGUUGGGUUCUCUGCAUCAACGGGUUUGCUUGCUAGCUCCCAUUACAUCUUGGGUUGGAGCUUCAAAAUCAAUGGACCAGCACCGCCCCUUGAUCUCUCUUCUCUCCCGCAGCUUCCACAGCCAAAGAAGAAACAAACAUCUUUGAUAAUUGGGGUUUCAGUCUCAGUUGCUGUGAUUGUGUUAUUAGCCAUCGCCAUUGGCAUUUACUUUUACAUGAAAAUCAGGAACGCCGAUGUGAUUGAAGCAUGGGAGCUUGAAAUUGGACCACAUAGGUACUCCUACCAAGAGCUCAAGAAGGCCACAAGAGGCUUCAAGGAUAAAGAGCUACUUGGGCAGGGUGGUUUCGGCAGAGUUUACAAAGGAACAUUGCCAAAUUCCAAGAUUCAGGUAGCCGUCAAGCGAGUUUCUCACGAAUCUAAGCAGGGCCUAAGGGAAUUCGUGUCGGAAAUCGCCAGCAUAGGCAGGCUUCGCCACCGGAAUCUGGUUCAAUUACUCGGGUGGUGCCGCCGCCGUGGCGACCUCCUUCUUGUGUAUGAUUUCAUGGCCAAUGGGAGCUUGGACAAGUACUUGUUUGAUGAGCCAAAGUUUGUCCUAAGUUGGGAGCAUAGGUUCAAGAUCAUAAAGGAUGUUGCUUCAGCUCUUCUUUAUCUACAUGAAGGCUAUGAGCAGGUGGUGAUACAUAGAGAUGUGAAGGCCAGCAAUGUGCUGCUAGAUUUUGAGCUUAAUGGAAGACUAGGUGAUUUUGGUUUGGCAAGAUUGUAUGAACAUGGGGCUAACCCAAGCACCACAAGAGUGGUGGGUACAUUAGGCUAUCUGGCUCCUGAGUUGCCUAGAACAGGAAAGGCAACUACAAGUUCUGAUGUUUUUGCAUUUGGGGCACUUUUGCUUGAGGUGGCUUGUGGGCGCAGGCCAAUUGAGCCUAAGGCAUUGCCAGAAGAGUUGGUUUUGGUGGAUUGGGUGUGGGACAAGUACAAACAAGGGAGAAUACUUGAUGUGGUGGACCCAAAACUUAAUGAAAAUUUUGAUGAAAAGGAGGUGUUGGUGGUGUUGAAAUUGGGGUUGUUGUGCUCAAAUGAUUUGCCUGCUGCUAGGCCUAGCAUGAGGCAAGUGGUGAGGUAUUUGGAUGGGGAAGUUGAAGUGCCAGAGGACUUGAAAAAGCCAGGAGAUAUAAGUCAGCAGGAGGGGUUUGAUGAGUUCUUGCAUUCACUAGCAUCUUCUUCCUUUGACAAAAUGAGUUCAAGCUCCAAUUUUGGCAAUAGAGACAUGGACAGUUUUCUUUCUUUUGCUAAUUCACCUCAUUCACUUCUGCACAGGGGAGAAACAAGGUGA
Molecule: messenger RNA, 2019 nt
Organism: Sphenostylis stenocarpa
Lineage: Eukaryota; Viridiplantae; Streptophyta; Magnoliopsida; Fabales; Fabaceae
Source: the annotation of a GenBank genome assembly